CUACCACAAGCGAAGCUGCUGUCGCUAUAAUGUCGGGAAGAGGCAAACAGGGAGGCAAAGCCCGCGCCAAGGCCAAGACUCGCUCCUCGCGGGCCGGGCUCCAGUUCCCGGUGGGUCGAGUGCACCGCCUGCUCCGCAAGGGCAACUAUGCCGAGCGGGUCGGCGCCGGCGCGCCGGUGUACUUGGCGGCGGUGCUGGAGUACCUGACGGCCGAGAUCCUGGAGCUGGCGGGCAACGCGGCCCGCGACAACAAGAAGACGCGCAUCAUCCCGCGCCACUUGCAGCUGGCCAUCCGCAACGACGAGGAGCUCAACAAGCUGCUGGGCAAGGUCACUAUCGCUCAGGGCGGUGUCUUGCCCAACAUCCAAGCGGUGCUGCUGCCCAAGAAGACUGAGAGCCACCACAAGGCCAAGGGCAAGUAAUGGCCUAGAUUUCGGCGACACGCAUCAAACCAAACCAAAGGCUCUUUUCAGAGCCACCCACAUUUUCUGGAAAAGAACUUAACAUCUAUCUUGUUUGGGAAGAUGAAAAGAGAUUUAAUGUGAAAAUUUCCUUAACUUCUAGUUUGGUCAAGUCGAAGUGUGGUAAAAGGCUUCAUAUUUGAAUUAAAAAGUAAAAUGACUUCAUAAUGACACAUUAGGUUCAUUGGCUGUGGAAAGACGGGCAGCUGAGUGUUUGGGGCGGGGAGUAGAGACUAUUUCUAGGGCGGCUUGUAAACUGUUUACUACAAAUGAGCGGCUUUAAACAAAUUCUCGACUCGGGAGGCCAAAAGUUCAAAAUCUAAGUGCUGCUAGGGUUCCUGCUGGAGUCUUGAGGGAGGAAUCAUUCUGUACUUGCCAGCUUCUGGUGGUUGCCAACAAUUCCUUGGUUUGUGGCAGCAUAUCU
Molecule: messenger RNA, 885 nt
Organism: Sus scrofa (pig)
Lineage: Eukaryota; Metazoa; Chordata; Mammalia; Artiodactyla; Suidae
Gene: H2AC11
Product: H2A clustered histone 11
Cellular component (GO): nucleosome
Molecular function (GO): structural constituent of chromatin; protein heterodimerization activity; DNA binding
Source: RefSeq, a predicted model, not a curated record